This is a messenger RNA of Corticium candelabrum, 3180 nucleotides long. Its product is annotated as tenascin-X-like. Lineage: Eukaryota; Metazoa; Porifera; Homoscleromorpha; Homosclerophorida; Plakinidae. Gene Ontology annotation, molecular function: protein homodimerization activity; protein heterodimerization activity; calcium ion binding. Gene Ontology annotation, biological process: neuron development; heterophilic cell-cell adhesion. Gene Ontology annotation, cellular component: neuron projection. The record is from RefSeq and is a predicted model, not a curated record. The coding region runs from base 159 to 2915 and encodes 918 amino acids. The transcript has 19 exons.
AUGACUUCGGUGUGCAGAUUCGAUUCUUUGGUUACAAAACGACGUCGUUUGCUGGAGCGGUCGCCAUCAAAACAGGAAAUGUUACAACAACCAUCUACACACUCAACGACACUGUGGGAGAGACUUUGUUGCCCAAACUUAGAAUAAAUGGCACUCUAAUGAACGCAAAUACCUCAACAGUUUACACUAUUGAUUCAGAUCGUGCAAGACUUUAUGUACAGCCGACGAAAAAUAACGGUUCUGUGGUGCGAUAUCUCUUCCAAUUCAAUUCUGGUGCCACCUAUUCGGUCGACGUUCGCUACAGCAGCAUGCUGGAAAGACAAUACAUCGAUACUGAAAUGGGACUGGUGGAAUCUUUUCUCGGUCAGACCGAGGGACUGUGUGGAAACAUGGAUAAUAACAUGGAAAACGAUUUGGGAAGUCCUGAUGGAAGACAGCUAAGCAAUACAACGAUCUUUGCAGAAUCAUGGCGCGUUGAUAUGAGCGUUUCAAAUCGAGGAGAUGGCUCGUGGUCGUGGUCGUAUUCCAACUUUCAUCCAGAUGAUCCACUUGAUUUUUCAUAUACCAAUCCGUAUCAUAGGACAGUGUAUGGAACAGAGCAGCUAAACGACACAAAAAGAAUGGAAGCAGAAAGAGAAUGUGUUGGUCUUCGUUUGCAAGGAAAGCUGCUGAAUGAUUGUAUUAUCGAUUUUGCACUGACAGGCGACAAGACGGUCCUAGAGCAGCAAGCAUUCCAACAGGGUAAAUGUCCUAAUGAUUGUUCUAAUCGAGGACGCUGCAGUAACAAAUCAUGCAUCUGCAUAGACAGCUGGAUGGGCGAAGACUGCAGCCUAGGUGGUUGCGACAACUGUCCGUCUAAUAGCGAGUGUGUCGAUGGAUUUUGCAAAUGUAAUUUCGGGUAUUUUGGAAAAAAUUGUUUGAAAGCUACUUGUGAGAUGGUUAACAACUGCACUACUGCAACACACGGACGAUGCAAAUCUCCUAACGUCUGUCAAUGUAAUGCAGGUUAUUUGGGUAAUGAUUGCAGUAUGUUGGCAUCAUGUACUCACAACUGUUCGUAUCGAGGCACUUGUGUAGGAGAUAACGAGUGUCUCUGCUAUUUUGGAUGGGGAGGAAACUCUUGCACUAAGCAAACAUGCGAGAACUUUGCUUACUGUUCUGGGCAUGGCACUUGUCGUAGUGAUGGAACGUGUGAGUGCAAUGCAGGUUGGCAAGGAAGUUCGUGUGAUCUUUCUAGUUGCGAUGACGUCGGUGACUGUUCUGGUCACGGUGACUGCAUUGAAGUAAAUAAAUGUAGUUGUCACGUUGGAUAUACGGGACUUACUUGCAACAUCUCUGCUUCGUGUCCAUCUAAACAAAACUGCAGUGAUAAUGGAAUCUGUAUAGACUCGGACACGUGUAUAUGUUAUGCGGGAUACUUUGGUAAUGAAUGCGAGGCGUUUGAAUGCAGUCGAGGAUGCUCGGGUCGAGGUACUUGUGAAGCACCAGACAUCUGUUCGUGCAUACUCGGAUGGACUGGAUACGAUUGUUCGAUACCGUCGUGUGAGCAGUUGCAUUACUGUUCAGGUAAUGGCAAAUGUGUUGGCCCUGGUACUUGUCAAUGCGAUGAUGGAUGGGGUGGAGCAAUGUGUAAUGAUUUUGACUGUAGUUCCGGCAGUAGAAGUGGUGAUUGCUCUUUGAAUGGCAACUGUGCUUCACCAGGAAUGUGUGCGUGCAACUCUAACUAUUGUGGAAACGACUGUCAAUACCAAAUCACAAAUGAGUGUGUAGAAACUGCAACCAAUGGUACCGUAACAUCUCUCUGCGAUCAGCUGUGCAUUGACACUUGCGAGUCGUACGAGUGUGCUUGCUCUGUUGGUUACGUUCUAGACAAUGACGGUAGAACGUGUCAAGACGUAGACGAAUGCAAUGAAACGUUUGCCAUUCGAUUGCACUACUGCGAAAGUGUGUGCGUUAACAUCCUCGGAUCUUAUUACUGCAACUGUAGCGUGGGUUAUCAGUAUUCACACGACAAACAGUUAUGCGUUGAUGUGGACGAGUGUGGCGUGAGUGAUCGUUGCAGUCAAAAGUGCACAAAUACUGUUGGUUCCUACAAGUGCGGUUGCAAGAGUGGAUAUCGGCUCAAUAGGAAUCAAGUAGAUUGUGACGACAUCGACGAGUGCACGGAAAAUCGUCACGACUGUUCGGGCGUGUGUAAUAAUACGCUUGGCUCGUUCAGAUGUGGUUGUACGAAUGAAUUUCUACUGGAACAAGAUGGAAAGACAUGCACAGAAUUGCCAUUUGCUUCCUCAAAUGAGUUUCUCAUUGGUGCAACACAAGCGGUCCUUGCGAGCACGACUAGCGGCGAAUUUAACAAUCAUCGAUCGGACUUUUACGGAAAUGUUACCAGAGAAGUAUGGACUUAUUGUCAACGUUCUACGGAUGCUCAAUGCGCAAAUUUGACAAGAAGCACGACGUCGAACUUCUAUGUUCGAGUUGCUUCCACUAUUCCUAGCAAAACUUCUCUGACGCUCACAUUCUAUGUGUUUGCCAUAGAGGGUUCUACUGAUGCGAUGACGAUAAUUCCAGCUGAUGAAGUUGUUUCUGCUUUGAAUGAUGGCCAUGUGUUAGAAAAGGCCGGUUAUCGAGUGCUCAGCCUGACUGCUCGCUUUCAACCAUCGACAGAAACACCUACAGCAAUUAGUACUGGAUCUGAUUCUCAACAAUUAAAUGAAUGGAAAAUAGCAGUUAUAUUAUUGUCUGCAGUACUGAUGUGUGUUUGCAUUACUCUCGUGUGGUUUUGCUGUUGUAAGAAAAAAUGUAUCUCACGUGCAAAUGAUAGCGAGAGUUUAAAAUGUGUGAAUGUAGCUUAUAAUGCAACAAUGGAAGAAGUCAAAGCAGUGGAACCACCUGUACAUUAUGAAGCUAUUGAUUAAUCCACAUUAGUAACCUAGACAGUUUAGUUGUAUGAAUGGAGCUGCACCGGGCAAGAGCGAACAAUGUAAUUGUGCUUUACUCAACAGUAGAUAUUAGAGCGGGUGGUAGAUAGAAUGCAAGUAGAGCAAGUCUCUAGCUGCGCAGCGUCUGUGUCUAGGAAGUACUUGCUCCAUAUGUCUUAGCUACAAUUUGUUGUAUGCUAGCCUAGCAUGCACGAACUUCUUUAUCAAAUACUGAGCAUUAUAUAUCCACUCUUUCACUAAA